AUGCCCUCCUCAUCGUCGUCCUCAUCAUCGGCUUCACUCCGUAAAAUUCACUCACUCAUUGAGAAUAAAAAGAGAAAACACAAUGAGGAGCCCGUAACAACACCUUUGAAAAAAAAGAAUGAAAUGGUCGUUGAUGAAGAUGAUGAUGAACAAGAGGAUCAUCGUAUGAUGAUGAGUUCUCCUCUUCAAAAAUCCUCAUCCUCUUUGGAAGCAUCUACAAAGAAGAGAAAGAUUCAAGAGCCUUCUCCAAAGAAACAACAAAAAAUCAAUACGACGAAUCAUUACAAUACUACAAGUAAACAACAACAACAACUCGGAAACAAAAUAGGAGUUUCAUCCUCGAGUACGAAUAAUAAUAAUUAUACCAACAAGCAAGGCAAGAAGAAUGAUGGUGCACUUUCGAGUCUUCAACAAGUAUUUCAAGACCAGCUCAAAUCAUCAAAAUUCAGAUUCCUUAAUGAAAAGCUCUAUACCACGACUGGUCAUCAAGCUAAAGCACUCUUUGAAAAAGAUCCAUCUCUAUUCACACUUUAUCAUGAAGGAUAUAAACAAUCUAUGGAAAAGUGGCCCUUCCAACCUGUCAAGAAUAUGAUUAAAUUUUUAAAUGGAAAACCAAUCUCGUGGGUAGUGGCAGAUAUGGGUUGUGGAGAAGCUGAAAUUGCAAAGAAUGCAAAACAAAAGACGAUACAUUCUUUCGAUUUGGUUGCAGCAAAUGAAAAAGUUACAGCUUGUGACAUGAGAAAGACGCCUCUAUCAGACGAGACUGUGGAUUGUGUCAUUUUCUCAUUGUCACUCAUGGGUACAAAUUUUUUCGAUUAUUUAAGGGAAGCUUCAAGAAUUUGUAAAGUAGGUGGAUGUUUGAGGGUAGCUGAAUUGGAAUCACGAUUUAUUUCCGAAUCAAACAGUAAUACUGACUCUGGAAAGCUCAAUGACUCGUCGGUGAUGGCUGAUGAAGGCGAAGAGCUUACAGCGACCAAAUCACCCCGAAAAAAAGUGAAUCCUUUUGCUAAAUUCGUGUCCGUGGUAGAACAUUUUGGUUUUAAAUUGGACAAGCAAUCACAACCAAAUGGAUAUUUUGUCGUCUUUGAGUUUAACAAAGUGAAACCUUGGUCUGAAAUCUCCAAAAUUAAGGAUCCAAUUGCCAAGAAUUCAGAAGUGCUAAAGCCUUGUCUUUACAAGAAAAGAUAA
Molecule: messenger RNA, 1188 nt
Organism: Naegleria lovaniensis
Lineage: Eukaryota; Heterolobosea; Eutetramitea; Acrasida; Naegleriidae
Exons: 1
Coding region: 1-1188 (395 amino acids)
Cellular component (GO): nucleolus
Molecular function (GO): methyltransferase activity
Source: RefSeq, a predicted model, not a curated record